Molecule: messenger RNA, 3214 nt
Organism: Psylliodes chrysocephalus
Lineage: Eukaryota; Metazoa; Arthropoda; Insecta; Coleoptera; Chrysomelidae
Source: the annotation of a GenBank genome assembly
CAAAAUUGACAUGUAGAAAUUGAGGUUAAAAUAAGAGUGACAAAAAUUUGAAUUUAAAUUUUAAAAAAGGAACGCACGUUUUAAAAUAUGGAUACAAUAAAACCAACACACCAAGAGUUGGAUUUUUGUAUGAAAGAUCCGAAAUGCAUUAGAAACGUCUGUAUUCUAGCCCACGUCGAUCAUGGGAAAACUACAAUAGCUGACUCACUUUUAGCAACCAAUCGCCUGGUCAGCAAACGCAUGGCAGGUUUCCUCCGUUAUCUAGACGACAGACCAGAUGAACAGGAACGAGGAAUAACGAUGAAAAGCAGUGCAGUGUCUCUCCUUAAUUUAGUAUACGAUGAAACUGAUGGUAAAAACAAAAAGAUUUUAUUAAAUUUAAUAGAUACACCUGGACAUAUAGAUUUUUCUUCAGAAGUGGGGGCAGCUUUAAGAGUUUCUGAUGGUGCGAUAAUACUUGUAGAUCUUGUAGAAGGGGUUUGUGUUCAAACUAGGGAAUCCAUCAAAAACGCAUUUGAAGAACACACUAAAAUGAUCUUGGUAUUAAACAAAUUUGAUAGGUUGAUUGUGGAAUUGAGAAAAAGUAUCGAUGAAAUAUUCCAAACUAUUUUAAGAGUGAUUGAAGGAUGUAAUGCUAUAGUAGCGGAACUGUAUCAAUAUGAAUUUACUGAUAAUGAAAUUGAUAUUGAAGAUACAGGGCUUUUAUUCAACCCAGAUUCGGGCAAUGUAAUUUUUGCAAGUGCUAUAGAUGGUUGGGGAAUUACCACUGAACAAAUAUCUCGAAUGUUUGUUGGUUUACUUAAAAAUGAAACUAUAGACUCUCUAAAUAAAAAAAUGUGGAACUUUGAUUAUUAUGUAGAUUCAAAGAAGGAAUUAAAACUUGGCGCUAUAGACAAGAAAAAAACUAACCUAUUUACGCAAUUUUGUUUAAAAACUAUAGUGCACAUUUACGAAACAUUAGUCAUAAACAUGGAGAAAGACAAAACUAAUACAAUAAUAGAAAAAUUGAAUAUAAAACUAGUCACUAGAGACAUGACACAUAAUGAUCCAAAAAUCCAAGUAAGGGCAAUUUUACAAGCUUGGAAGCCCUUAUCAUCCACGAUAUUGCUUCAAUGCUUAAAACAGAUACCAUCGCCUUCCAAAAUAGAAAAAACGAAAAUCGAAUAUUUACUUAACGUAAAGAAAUUUUGUGAAAAUCAUUAUUACAAUAAAUGUGUAGAAAAAGUAAUGCCUUACUUCGAGAAUAUCUCUACAACACCUGAAACUACGUCAGUAGCUUAUGUUUCCAAAAUGUUUUGUGUAAGCAAAAAGAAUUUGUCACAAUUUAAACCAAAAGUGUUUAUGCCACGACCUAGAAAUUCAGAAGCACUGCCAAAACUGGAAGGUACUCCAGAUGCAGCAUCUGAUUCAAAUAAAGAUAAUGAAAACGAAUUAGUAGAUAUUAAAAAUAGUGCAGUGUGUGAUGAUAUAGCUGUGAUAGCUUUAGCUCGAGUAUUUACUGGUGUACUCCAUGUUGGUCAAGAAAUAUUUGCCAUUACUGGGUCAUAUUUACCUGAUGAAUUAAAAAUACUUGAAAACCCAGACGAGUUUGUUAAAAAUUGUCCUCAUGUAAACAAAGUGGUUAUCAAGGAACUAUACAUGCUGUUUGGGCGAGAAUUAACAUUAGUAGAUUCCAUCCCAGCUGGUAAUUUUUGUGGAAUAGGAGGUCUAGAAUCUUGUGUCAUCAGAACUGCUACUUUAUCUACAGAUUUGAACACAGUUCCGCUUGUCGAACGACCGAGAAUAGACCCGGUUGUCAGACACGCCAUAGAACCGGUAAAUCCUCGAGAAUUGCCCAUUCUUCGUCAAGGUCUUAAACUGCUUUUGCAAAGCGACUCUUGCGUCGAGGUUAUAAUGCAAGAAACUGGUGAGUUAGUACUCCUAACUGCCGGUGAUGUACAUCUGGGUAAAUGUAUAGAAGAUUUGAAAAAUAAAUUUGCUCAAAUAGAAAUACAUGUUUCUAGUCCUAUGGUGUCUUUAAGGGAAACUGUUGUUAACAGCCAGGCAGAAUAUGAUUUUGCCAAAGAUCAGAUCAAUGUAGUAAAUCUAGAUACACAAUAUUUGAUGUUAUCAGUACUGGCUGUACCCCUACCUGAAAAUAUAUUGGAAGUAAUUAGGAGUAGUCAUGAAUUGUUAAAAAUGGUGGAAGACCAUCAGCAUAAAAGUUUUAUCGAUAUCGCUAAACAUUCUUUUAGUAAUGCCACAGGUACUAAGGCUGUAGAAAAAGUUUUUAAACGUGAAGUUACUAAGAAAGCUUUGCUACACAUUACGGAACAAUUAAAAUCAGUUUUUGGAUCCUCCACAUCCUGGAAAGGUUUGGAAGAUAGAUUAUGGAGUGUUGGUACAUCCAGUGAUUGUUUAAACGUUUUAAUAAACGAUACUUCAAACUAUGAUCACAAUAUUUUUGUUGAACUCAAUGGACAUGAUAAGAGAUCGUUAUUUAACCACUGCGUGGUCAAUGCGUUUAAUAUUAUAUGUAAAGCGGGGCCUUUAUGUGAAGAACCUUUAACAAAUUGUGCUUUCAUUGUUAAGAAAUUCGAACUAUCUACCGAAGUCAAUCUAGAAGAUAUCACACCUCAAACUACAUCAUCCAUAGAGUCUAGUAUCCGUGAAACUCUGAAAAAAGCUUUUGAAAAACAAGAGCAAAGAUUGAUGGAACCUUUAUACGUAACGGAAAUUCAAGUAAACACGAACAUCUUAGGAAAAGUGUACAGCGUAGUCAGCAAAAGACAUGGUAAAAUCAUUGAAGAUGUAUGCAUGGAUGAUAAAGAAAAGGUUUUCCUCGUCAAAGCCCAAAUUCCAGUAUUAGAAAGCGAAAACUUUGCAAACGAAAUGAGAAAAACUACGUCCGGACAAGCCAAUCCGACUUUGAGAUUCAGUCAUUACGAAAUUAUUGAUGGUGAUCCGUUUUACGAACCGGUAGAAGACGAAGAUGAGGAAGAAGAGGGUAUCAACGUCGAGUCAGCUUUAAGAGCUAAUAAAUUGAGAAAAGACGUGAGAAGGCGCAAAGGGUUACACGUUGAAGAUGAAGUUGUUAUUCAUGCAGAGAAACAAAGGACUUUAAACAAAAAGAAAUAAAAUAUUUUUUAUUAUAUUUAUUUAUUCAAUUAUUGUUACUAUUUAUACAAUUUUGUCACCUAAGUUUAAAACAUACUUACAUUCAAAUAAAUAGCCA